AUGCACCACCUCCUGGAGCAGUCGGCGGACAUGGCGACCGCGCUGCUGGCGGGCGAGAAGCUGCGGGAGCUGAUCCUGCCCGGCGCGCAGGACGACAAGGCGGGCGCGCUGGCCGCGCUGCUGCUGCAGCUCAAGCUGGAACUGCCGUUCGACCGCGUGGUCACCAUCGGCACCGUGCUCGUGCCCAUCCUGCUGGUCACCCUGGUCUUCACCAAGAACUUCGCAGAGGAACCCAUUUACUGUUACACCCCGCACAACUUCACCCGCGACCAGGCACUGUACGCCCGUGGCUACUGCUGGACGGAGCUGCGGGACGCCCUGCCCGGCGUGGAUGCCAGCCUGUGGCCGUCGCUGUUUGAGCACAAGUUCCUACCCUAUGCCCUGCUGGCCUUUGCUGCCAUCAUGUAUGUGCCCGCACUGGGCUGGGAGUUCCUGGCCUCCACACGUCUCACCUCCGAGCUCAACUUCCUGCUGCAGGAGAUUGACAACUGCUACCACCGGGCAGCAGAAGGCCGUGCCCCCAAGAUCGAGAAGCAGAUCCAGUCCAAGGGUCCUGGCAUCACCGAGCGGGAGAAGCGUGAGAUCAUCGAGAAUGCGGAAAAGGAGAAGAGUCCCGAGCAGAACCUGUUUGAGAAGUACCUGGAACGCCGGGGCCGUAGCAACUUCCUGGCCAAGCUGUACCUGGCACGGCAUGUGCUCAUCCUGCUGCUCAGUGUGGUGCCCAUCUCCUACCUGUGCACCUACUAUGCCACCCAGAAGCAGAACGAGUUCACCUGUGCACUGGGCGCCUCACCCGAUGGGCCGGCGGGCAGCGGGGGGCCGGCGGUUCGUGUCAGCUGCAAGCUGCCGUCUGUGCAGCUGCAACGGAUCAUCGCAGGUGUGGACAUUGUGCUGCUGUGCUUCAUGAACCUCAUCAUCCUUGUCAACCUCAUCCACCUCUUCAUCUUCCGCAAGAGCAACUUCAUCUUCGACAAGCUGCACAAGGUGGGCAUCAAGACCCGCCGGCAGUGGCGCCGCUCGCAGUUCUGCGACAUCAACAUCCUGGCCAUGUUCUGCAACGAGAACCGUGACCACAUCAAGUCGCUCAACCGACUGGACUUCAUCACCAACGAGAGUGACCUCAUGUACGACAACGUGGUGCGGCAGCUACUGGCUGCCCUGGCCCAGUCCAACCACGAUGCCACACCCACCGUGCGCGACUCUGGCAUCCAGACUGUGGACCCCAGUGCCAACCCCGCUGAAGCCAAUGGCUCCUCUGAGCCGCCCGUGGUCAAGCGGCCUCGCAAGAAGAUGAAAUGGAUCCCCACCAGCAACCCGCUACCGCAGCCCUUCAAAGAACAGCUGGCCGUCAUGCGUGUGGAAAACAGCAAGGCCGAGAAGCCCAAGCCGGUGCGCAGGAAGACAGCCACAGACACACUCAUCGCCCCGCUUCUGGAUGCUGGUGCCCGGGCGGCCCACCACUACAAGGCCAGUGGGGGCGACUCAGGCCCCUCUCCUGCCCCGCCCUCCGCCCCCGAUAAGAAGCAUGCCCGUCACUUCUCCCUGGACGUGCACCCCUACAUCCUGGGCUCCAAGAAGGCCAAGCCUGAGGCACUGCCUGCCACCCUGCCCGCCUCCCGGAGCCAGGAAGGCGGCUUCCUGUCCCAGGCAGAGGAGUGCGGGCUCGGUCUGGCCGCAGCACCCACCAAAGAUGCCCCACUCCCAGAGAAGGAAAUACCGUACCCCGCAGAGCCAGCCCGAACAGGGCUCCCUCCUGGGGGCCCAUUUCACGUCUGCUCACCCCCUGCAGCCCCUGCUGUGGCCCCUUUGUCACCAGGUGGCCUGGGCAAGCCUGAUCCCCUCACCAUCCUGAGCCGCAACGCCACGCACCCCUUGCUCCACAUCAGCACGCUGUACGAGGCCCGGGAGGAGGAAGAAGGGGGCUCCCGUGCACCCCCAGAUAUGGGUGACCUCCUGGCCAUCCCCCCACCUCAGCAGAUCCUCAUUGCCACCUUCGAGGAGCCAAGAACAGUCGUGAGUACUGUGGAGUUUUGAGGGGCGGGGCCGCUCAGGCCGCCAAAAACCCUCCGCAUGAGCCAGGGGUGGCCCAGCGGAGCCCUGCCCCAAGCGGAUGGGGCCUUUGCUCGCCCGGCACUGCCCACGUCCCCAGCCUCCUGUCUGCAUGCCACAGGGCCCAGCACCCCUUGUACCCAGCUUGACAUGGCAACCAGAGGUGCAGGCUGGGGCUGGAGCAUGAGGUGAGGGACCUUCCCACUGCAGCAUCAGGCACUCCCCUGGGGUGCUGGGCUCUCAGAUGAAAUUUAUUUUUUUAGGGGGUUUUGUAGGCUGAGGCUAGGGCAGGACAGCUCAGCUCCCACACCUUCACCCAGCCCAGGGUGAGUGAGGACAACACUGGGGAAGGAGGUACCAGCCUCAGGGUCACACCCCAGGGGUCACUCGCACAGGGACUCAGCCCCUGUGGAUCCUGAUGCUCUUGGG
This is a messenger RNA of Castor canadensis (American beaver), 2478 nucleotides long. It is a transcript of the gene Panx2, whose product is annotated as pannexin 2. Gene Ontology annotation, cellular component: plasma membrane. NCBI's taxonomy places the organism in Eukaryota, Metazoa, Chordata, Mammalia, Rodentia, Castoridae. The record is from RefSeq and is a predicted model, not a curated record. Gene Ontology annotation, molecular function: wide pore channel activity. Gene Ontology annotation, biological process: positive regulation of interleukin-1 production; cell-cell signaling; monoatomic cation transport.